AUGAGCGGCGGCUUUAGACCCCUGACCCUCGUCAGGCCGUUCCUGUCAAUCUUGCCGGAUGUCGCGCCCGCCGAGCGCCGCGUGCCCUUCAAAGAGAAGGCCGUCUACACCGCCGUUUCCCUGUUCAUCUUCCUCGUGUGCUCCCAGCUGCCGCUGUACGGCAUCAAGGCCAGCAGCGGCGCAGACCCGUUCUACUGGGCGCGCGUCAUCAUGGCGUCCAACCGGGGCACGUGCAUGGAGCUGGGGAUCAGCCCGAUCGUCACCAGCGGCCUGGUGAUGCAGCUGCUGGCGGGGUCGAAGAUCAUCGAGGUGGACAACACGUACAAGGCGGACAGGGAGCUCCUGAAUGGCGCCCAGAAGCUGCUGGGGGUGCUCAUCACCAUCGGCGAGGCCGUGGCCUAUGUCGUGUCCGGCAUCUACGGGGACGUCCGCGAACUUGGCGCCACCAACGCGAUCCUCAUUAUCCUGCAGCUUUUCAUUGCUGGCAUCAUCGUCAUCUGUCUGGACGAGCUGCUCACCAAGGGCUACGGGCUGGGGUCUGGCAUCUCACUCUUCAUCGCAACCAACAUUUGUGAAAACAUCAUCUGGAAGGCAUUCAGCCCGUACACCCUCAACACUGCCGGUGUCCCAGAGUUUGAGGGUGCAGUGAUCUCCCUGGUGCAGCUGAUGAUAACGCGGACAGACAAGGUCCGGGCCCUGAAGGAGGCCUUUUAUAGGCCCAACCUGCCCAACAUCACCAACCUGCUGGCCACUAUUGCCAUCUUCAUGGUGGCUAUAUACUUCUCGGGCUUCAAAGUCGACCUGCCAGUUCGGAGCAAGCGCACGCGUGGCCAGCAGAGCAGCUACUCCAUCAAGCUCUUCUACACGUCCAACAUGCCCAUCAUCUUGCAGUCUGCCCUUGUGUCCAACCUGUACUUCUUCUCUCAGCUGCUCUACAGGAGGUUUAGCAACAACUUCUUGGUUGCCUUGUUCGGCCGUUGGCAGGAGUCAAAGUAUGGCACUGGGCAGAUGAUUCCUGUUGGCGGCCUGGUGUACUACAUCUCUCCUCCGGGCAGCUUUGCAGAGGCAGCCAGCAACCCGCUGCACACGCUGUUCUAUAUCACUUUCAUGUUGUCCGCCUGUGCCCUCUUCUCGAAGACAUGGAUCGAGGUGUCUGGGUCUUCUGCAUCUGAUGUUGCCAAGCAGCUCAAAGAGCAGCAGAUGUUCUUCAUGGGCCACCGUGACACACACCAGGCCCUCAAGAAAGAGCUGAACCGGUACAUCCCCAUCGCCGCUGCCUUUGGUGGGAUGUGCAUCGGCGCCCUCACCAUUGUUGCGGACUUCAUGGGUGCCAUCGGCUCGGGGACUGGCAUCCUGCUGGCAGUCACCAUCAUCUAUCAGUAUUUUGAGACAUAUGAGAAAGAGAUGAAAGAACAGCGAGGCGGGGUGUACUGA
Molecule: messenger RNA, 1434 nt
Organism: Ostreobium quekettii
Lineage: Eukaryota; Viridiplantae; Chlorophyta; Ulvophyceae; Bryopsidales; Ostreobiaceae
Source: the annotation of a GenBank genome assembly